CAGCCCAGCGUUUUGCUUUAAAUUCCCCGUGAAGUACCCGGGGGGGGGGGGGGAGGGCGCUGUGUCAGGGGCUUCGGACCUCUGAGCCAACGAGCCGGCCAGCGGGAGAAGCCGAGCCUUUCUCAAGUGGGAGCGAGCUGCUUCCUUGGGGCGCUGGAGGGAGCUGGCGCGUCCUCGAAGAGCCCGUGGAACAGGCGCUGCUGUCGCUGCCUGCCUGCGGCAAGAGGAGGGAAGGGAAAACGAGCGGGUUGCCACACGUUCGCAAAAAUGCAAUGAAGCUGAGAGGGGAGGAGGAGGGAAGAAGGAGGAACACCUGGGAGAGGCGGCACGGGCGCUCCUCGCUCUAUCCUCCAGCCCGCCGCCACUUCCUUGCGCCUGCUGCCUGUUUCCCGCCUCUCCGGUUCCACCGCGCCGCGUCAGGUGCCGCGCUGGAGUGGGCAGUGCGCCUGUGCGGCGUCGGCAGCAGCACCAGCAGCAGCCUCAGCAUCGUCGGCUCCGGCGCCAGAGCGCGGCAGUAGGCGCCAAGGGAGCGCCUUAAGCCGAAGCCGGCGCGCUGGUGGGCGAAAAUGGCGGAGCCGGGUCCCGCGCGGACGUCUCCCUUGUACCUCCGGGCUUCAGCUGUGGAUGGGUUUCUGAAAACAGAUGAAAGGCAAAGACUCGCCAGGGAAAGAAGAGAAGAAAGGGAGAAGUAUCUUGCUGCCAGAGAGCAGCAAAUCUUUGAAAAGGAAAGGAGAGCAAAACUUCAGUAUGAAAAACAAAUAGAAGAACGAUGGAGAAAGAUGGAAGAGCAAAGGCAGAGGGAGGAGCAAAAGAGGGCAGCAGUUGAAGAAAAGAGAAGACAGAAGCUCAGAGAAGAGGAGGAACGACUAGAGGCUAUGAUGCGGAGAUCCCUGGAGCGCAGUCAGCAGCUAGAGCAGAAACAGAAGAGAUGGUCGUGGGGAGGAGCACUAGCUGCAGGCGAAAGAGAUGGCGAAUCAGAAAAUAUCCCACCCCCUCCAGGUUUAGUUGCGAACACCCUUCUUCCAGACUCUGUGGCUUCAGCUGCUGCUGCAGAUCCCUCCAAUGCACCAGCUAGCCCUCUUAAAUCUCCUUACAAGCCAUCCCCCACCCGAAGCUUGGAGAGAAAGAAGGCAGCUUCUGCUUCCACAUCAGAUGCCAUGAAGGGGGCACCUGCUGCUGAGGUUUUACAGAAUGAGAAGAAAAAGAAAGAGAAACGGCCCACAGCAGCUGGCACUUCAUCUGGGUUGGGAUCUCCUCUCAGAAGAUCUGAUUCCCCAGCAUCCAUGUCUAAAAGAUCAGCUUCACCUGCAGCCCCUAAGAUGAUUACAAAGACUUACCCUCAGUCUCCCAAAACUGGUAAACAAUAUCCAGCUUCUCCUGUGAAAAGCCGUGCUACUUCAAAUCUCAAUCAAGAAACACCUAAGAAAAAGGCAGAAAAACAUAAAGACAGUCAGAGGGAUAAUAUUAGCCAAAAAAUUCAAGCAUCGCCAUCUGAAGAGGCUGUAAGCCAAACAGUUGCUGAAAAAUGUGUCCCUUCUUCAAACAGUGAAGGGAAACUUGCAGCAGGAACUACUGAUGCUGAAGAAGCUACAAGGAUUCUGGCAGAGAAAAGACGCCAGGCUCGCCUCCAGAAAGAACAAGAGGAAAAACAAAGGCAGGAGAAGGAGGAACGUGAAAGGUUAGAAAGAGAAGAAAAGAAAAGAAAGGCAGAAGAAGAGAAGAUUCGGCUGGAGGAAGAGGCCCGUAAGAAGGAGGAGGAAAGAAGGCGUGAAGAGGAAGAGGCUACCAGAAAAGCGGAAGAGGAAGCUAGAAGGAGAGUUGAAGAAGAACGCAUAUUAAGAGAAAAACGAGAAAAGGAAUUGCAAGCUAUGAUUGUGUUGCAGAAAGAAGCGGCAGAAGCAAAGGCUCGGGAGGCAGCUGAACAUCUGCGUCUGGAAAGGGAACAAAUCAUGCAGCAGAUAGAGCAAGAAAGACAGGAGCGAAAGAAGAGAAUAGAUGAAAUAAUGAAAAGGACAAGAAAAAGUGAAACACCAGAAAUAAAGAAAGAAGACACAAAGCCAGAGGUGUCAAUGAUUCUAAAUAUGGAUAAACAGCCAAAGCCACUUGCUAUCAGCCAACCAGAAAUGAAUGGACUGACAACCUGCAAAGAAGAUAAAGGCCUAGGAUGUGCUGUGCCUGACUCUUUCCCUCAUGAUGUAUUUUCUAAUGGACUUAAGCCACUUAUGAGCCUUAUUCAACUGGAUGCAAUAGAUGGAAAGUCUAACAGCAUGGAUGAUUCAACAGAUGAAGUUCAGUCUAUGGAUGUGAGUCCAGCUUCAAAGGAAGAACUCAUUUCCAUCCCUGAAUUUUCACCAUUGAAUGAAAUAAUGCCAGGUGUAUCUUUGGAUCAAAAUGGAUCAAAUAAUGGGAAGGCUCUUGAAGAUCUACUAGAUUUCACUGGCCAGGCCACUUAUCCUAAACUAUCUAGCGAAAGUCUCAGCAUAGAUGAUUGUAAUAAAAACUUGAUUGAUGGAUUUAAUAGUCCAGGACAGGAGUCAACUUUCAACACCUUAUGUUGACAAACACUCCUACUCAGCAAUAAGAGGAAGUAAUUUGGAGGAUAUAAUGACUCCUGACACUGCUGCUGUCAGUAAUAUAAGAGCUUGUCAUUUGAAGAAGCUGCUGCAGUCCUCAACACUGGAUGUCAUCUUAUUCUGCACUGAAUUUACUGUCUUCCCAUGUGUAUUGUCAAAUAAUUAACCAUUUUUGGUAAAGAGUGGAAUCUUCUGUUUGGACUGGUUUCAGGGCACAUUUGCAGGAAUUGUUUAGAAUAUGAGAAUAAGAAAAA
Molecule: messenger RNA, 2827 nt
Organism: Heteronotia binoei (common prickly gecko)
Lineage: Eukaryota; Metazoa; Chordata; Lepidosauria; Squamata; Gekkonidae
Gene: MAP7D2
Product: MAP7 domain containing 2
Exons: 16
Coding region: 567-2558 (663 amino acids)
Biological process (GO): microtubule cytoskeleton organization
Cellular component (GO): microtubule cytoskeleton
Source: RefSeq, a predicted model, not a curated record